AAAGCUAAGCAUUUGGAAUGGUUUCAAAGAAAGCCAAGUAAGGUUGUCUACAUGGAGAUGAACAUGGUAAAUUUCCAUAAAUGAUAAACAAAUGUGAGUACAAACAAAAUAACACAGCCCAACUAAAAAUGGUGUAGUAGGUAUUGGAGGAGCUGUGAUACUGCCAAAGAAACAUGCAAAAAACACUGGGUGUAUACUGAAGUAAACAUAGCACAAUGGCACAGGACUAGACACAAACAUUUACAAAUGUCCAGCAUGAUCUUUAUGUGGGUUGGCAGGGGACAUGCCUUGAAGAGCAGGAUGUUAGAAAGGAAGAGUCCGAGGAUGCUACUAACAGCCAUAUAAGAGUUUGCAACACUGGACAGCGCCAUAUUUGUUGUUAUUUUUGAGAGUGAGGCGCAUGCGGGUUACAGAAAAAGGCGAAGCUAUGACGUCACUGUUUAAGAAAAUAUGCGGCUCGCUUGUACACAUGGUAACAAUUAAACAAGCAUUUGAAAUGUAUUCACUCUGGGACCCGGUCUCCAAAAUGAUCAUUUGUCGUCUCCCAAAGUGCACGCACAUUUAUGUGGACGGGCAGCUCGAAGGAUGAAAUACCUUUGCAGAUACCCCUAAUCUUGUCUCCGUGUGGAGGGGGCCUAAAACGGAACAAAACUGAGUACGAAUGGGCUGAAGGGACAAAUUGGGACCCAGAGCGAAGUGAAGCGUGUGCUUUCAUUACAUGUCACAACGACCUGCCAUACAGCCUGCUCUCCUCGAGGUGCGCACGAGGGGUAGGUGUGUCUUAUAAAUAAAUGAGUGAUCUCGCCAAACACCCGGCUACGCCCCUCUCGCCUGUUCCGCGGGGCGUGACGUCACGUGAACUGCCCGUGUCCGUUCCAGCUGAGCGCGAGAGGCAGAGGACGAUCGGACGUGGACGUCGCGCGGCCCCAACGCAGAUCCCAGCCCGUGCGCCCGUGACUGCAUCCACCGGAUGAAGGGGAGGAAAAAAAAAAAAGUAGAGACAGAAAGACGAGCCCUCCCCCUCCUCCUCCUCCCCCCCCCAGCUGACGGACAGCAGAGCGCCACAGCAGAGCAGACGAGCAGCAACACAACUUGUCAUCUGACCAACACACAGCUACUUUGACCGCUGCUGCUUCUUGUUUAUUUUUUUUUCCUACGCGCACUUUUUUUCCUGCGAGGUUAUUAUUUUUUUUUUAUUUUAUUUUUUGUUGUUGUUGCUUUAACGGCGGAGGGAUUCAGCGGUGGGAUUUAUUAUUUUUUUUUAGUCCAGGACGAUAAACUCGGGAUAGCCGCUUCGCAGUUGUGAGUUGUGACAUUUUGUUUUGCCUCCACCGUGCGGUUUUAUUGCUUUGUUUUUAUUGACGGCGUUUCCAGCUCAUAUGGUCUGACCGCCCCUCUCGCCGUAACGUCUUGAUCCAGUCAACACUUUAACAACAUUCAAUGACAAUGGAGUACUUUGAAGAGAAUUUUUAUACGAGGAAAUAAGGAUCUCCGUUGCAACAACUGCAAGCCCUCCAGCGUACUUGUCCUAUUGGUACCUCUGGUGAGAUUGCAUCAGUAUUUCAGGUGCACCCCCCCUCUUUGGAGCCCGCCCCCCCCACACCCCUCCAGUCCAGGAUGUCCAGGCAACUCUCCCAGCUUCCGACCCCUGACCUGCCAGCUGGGGCAAGCCCACAGUUUGGAAGUUGUACUCAGCCUGCAGGCUCCCUCACAGGGGGCCACGUCAACUCCAUGGCCGGUUUGAAAUCCCUCCUGCAGCAACCCAUGAAGGGAGACCACCGGCUGAAGAACCCGUGCGACUCAAAAGACAAAGACAGACUGGACCUUGAUGAGGACUCUUUAGGAGUUUGCCCAAUGAGGAAUGGCAAUGGACCAGUCAGCAAUAACAACAGUAAUGGCUGUGGAGGCGGAGGAGGAGGAGGUGGUGGUGGUGGUGGAGGUGGCGGAGGAGGAGGAGGAAAUGGCGGAGCGGGCUUCAACCAAUUCCUCGGACCCUUCCUGUGGGAUCGGACCCUGCCGGCGGACGGGGGGCUCUUUCAGCUCCAGUACAUGGACUUGGAGGAGUUUCUGACCGAAAACGGGAUGGGCAGCAUGCACAACAACAACAGCUCCAGCUCGGCCCAGAUCCCCUCGCAGAGCUCCCAGUCGGCCGUGCCCAACCAGAGCUCCCAGUGCCUACCUCCCUCGUCCCCGCCCGGCUCUUCGUCCUCGUCGCCCUCUUCCUCUUCCUCGCCGUCUCUCAUAGGCCUGGAGGUGGCCCAGCCGCAGAGUCAAGGAGGAGGAAGCGACUGUCUACAUGGUGGUCAGACGAGCGUGAAUGACUCCUGCGAAUCGCCUUCUUCCUCCUCUUCCUCCUCCUGUCCUCCUUUACUGACGCCCACGGGAAGUGGACCGGACGCCAACGGGAUGUUCGAGAUGGACCCCUCAGACAUGGCAAUGUCCAGCACCUCUGGAGAGCAAGACUUUGACCCCAGAAGGCACUCCUUCAGCGAGGAAGAGCUGAAACCACAGCCCAUGAUCAAGAAAGCCCGCAAGAUCCUGGUGCCAGAUAACAUGAAGGAUGAGAAGUACUGGACCAGGAGGUACAAAAACAACGAGGCCGCAAAGCGUUCGCGGGAUGCUCGCCGUCUAAAGGAGAACCAGAUCUCGGUGCGGGCCGCCUACCUGGAGCGAGAGAACGCCGCCCUCCGGCAGGAAGUGGCCGAGAUCCGCAAAGAACUGGGCCGCUGCCGCAACAUCCUUAGUAAAUACGAGAACCGCCUGGGUGACCAGUGAUGGAGGAAAAAUCAGCAGGACGAGGCAGAUUAAACUUAAAGACUCCGAAUUUUUUCCGGGAUGGUUCGACAAACCUAAUGAGUUCAAAAUCACAAUGAGAAGGACGUUGACGAAUAAAAACGAUGAAUGUAUAAGUCCAGGAAAUGGGUUGUGAAGCUCAGGUGUCUUGUUUUGUUGAGCUCUUAAAAGCGAUUGAUGGAGAGAGAGAGAGAGAGAGAGCGAGCGAGAGAGAGAGAGAGUAAUUUAACUGAUUAAAAAAAAGAUGUGACUUUUAAGAGUUUUGUUAUUGGAGAAUUGUAUAUUUUUAUAAUACUUAAGAAAAAUGUGGAGGGAGAGCAAAUGCAGAGAAUAAUUUUGUAUAUUUUUUACAUGUUUUGGACACAGAGAUGCAGAGAAGCCAUGGUGAACAUCAUUAUAUUUUAGACGAGUCAGGAGUUGUCAACCUUCAUGAUGCUUUAGUCACGAUGCAGCAACUGGGGUUGAGGAUGUAUGUAAUAAUCUGUAAUAUAGAGAGCAAAGAUUAUCUUAAAAAUCGUAUUGUUGGACAGUUUGUGGAUUUUUCUCGAGCACUUCCUUUCUCGCCCCCCCCCCCGCCGCCAUUUAAAGGCCACUUCGCAUGCUCCGUAGAGACAAAAUGAGAGACACGAGGUGUAUUCAGCACUUGUUUUGACCAGGUCUUGUGUUUUUUUUUUUUUUUUUUUUUUCCUCUUUUAUGGUUUUAACAGACAGUUUCACCCUGCCGACUGGUGCAUAUAUCUGAAAUCCGUAUUAUAUCUGGGUCUGUUUUUUUUUUUUUAUAUCUCUCUCUCCCAGCUUUGUGAUGUUAUGGAGCCCUGGGCUGUCCUGCUCCUCUGCAUCCUUUUUGAAUCCAUGUAUCCAUGCCUCUAUUUCUGCUCCUACGGUUAAACUCUCCCCAUACAGUGUUGUAACAUCCUCUGAAACCAGUCCCCCCCCCACUCCCCCCAGUUAGGUGCACAUCGAUACUUUAACUGUAUUAAAUAAUCCCACUUUAGGGGAGGGAAUGUUUUGAAUACGGAUUUGAUGUAUUUCAGGAGAUGGGUUGUGUCCGCACUCCCGUUGAGUGGAAUAGUGUAAAGAUUUCCCAGAUUUCUGGGAGAAAUAAAAGCCAAGUUUUCCCAUGUGGAUGCACAGAGCCUGUAGCUAUUUAGUGCUCCCCCCCCCCCCCUCCAUACCCACCUAUCUGCUUUUUACUGUAUCUAUUAACACCUACACAGGGGCAUGGUACACAGUGUUGUUAUGUUCCUGGGGGGAUGGAGGACUAGCGAAAGUGUGAUUUUAAUCCCUUUAAUGACCAUGAUGGAUAGUUACCAUUACAGCUAUUGUUAAUGUUAUAAUUAUGAUGAUUACCCUCCUAUUGUUAUUAUUCUAUAUUACUGAAUGUUUUUCUUUCUUUGGAGAGAUAUGAUCUGUUGCAUCUAGAAACAUAUUUUUUCGAGUGUUCCUCAGAAAUGCUCACCCUCUGGACGUUCACAUCUGCUCUGGACUCCAUCUCCUCCACCCCAGUGGAUUUCACAAACUCGGCUCAUUGACUUGAACGUGACGUCCACGCAGACUUAUUUUACCUCCGUCUUCUGGUGUCGAGCUCGCGUAAGGACUAUGCAGACGACCACAAUGCUCCCCGGCGGUUCCUUUCAGCCUCCGUCAUCUCACUCGGUGAUUGUUUUGCUCUCCCAUCAGGAUCCAGUUCCUAAUGUCCUCACAGAUGUGGUUGGUGAACCUUGUAGUGACUGCUGCAUAAUUUGUGUUCAUGGUGCCCAGCCCCCCCCCCCCCCCCUUCCCCCCCAACCCUUCCAGCCAGUUUCAACUGGCUGUUAUUUGGAUGUAGUUGCAACUUCCCAAACUACAACAACAACAACAAAAAAACACCAAUAAAAGAUUGUUCUCAUCCA
Molecule: messenger RNA, 4685 nt
Organism: Fundulus heteroclitus (mummichog)
Lineage: Eukaryota; Metazoa; Chordata; Actinopteri; Cyprinodontiformes; Fundulidae
Gene: dbpb
Product: D site albumin promoter binding protein b
Exons: 5
Coding region: 1618-2775 (385 amino acids)
Biological process (GO): regulation of transcription by RNA polymerase II
Cellular component (GO): nucleus
Molecular function (GO): RNA polymerase II cis-regulatory region sequence-specific DNA binding; DNA-binding transcription factor activity, RNA polymerase II-specific
Source: RefSeq, a predicted model, not a curated record